Messenger RNA from Spirodela intermedia, 3787 nucleotides. NCBI's taxonomy places the organism in Eukaryota, Viridiplantae, Streptophyta, Magnoliopsida, Alismatales, Araceae. The record is from the annotation of a GenBank genome assembly.
AUGUCAGGCACUGGUAGUACACAACAGAGCUUGAGGAAGGCUCUUGGAACUCUAAAAGAUUCCACAAAAGUUGGCCUGGCAAAAGUGAACAGUGAAUACAAGGUUAUCUCUCUCUCUCUCUCUCUCUCUCUCUCUCUCUCUCUCUCUCUCUACACUCCCUCCUUCCUCCAACCUGUCCUUAUAGAAAAAAAUUCUUACUUUCCUUUGCGCUGAAGGAUGUUGAUGUUGCAAUUGUCAAGGCCACAAACCAUGAUGAGAAAAUACCAAAGGAGAAACACAUCCGCAGUGAGUUCUUGGUUAUUUCAGAUCUUGAAGUAUUUUUGCCAAAAUAUAAUUGAAAAAAUUUCCUGUAAAUUAGAUUAGAUUAUCUAGCUAAAUAGAGUUUUCUUUUUUUUUUACUUCUCAUUGGUUAUCUUCAGAAUUUUUUUACUCUAACAUUACUGUUGAUAUUCCUUCGACAGCGAUUUUUGAUGCUGUUUCAGCUUCAAGGCCUCGUGCCGACAUUCAAUAUUGCAUUAGCUCACUCGCUAGACGUCUUGGCAAAACACAUAACUGGGCAGUACGUUUUAUCUACAGUCGUAUUUAAUACUUUUAGUCACCAUGGAUCAACUUUGACUACUAGCUGGUGGACAUUUAAAUCGGCAAUAUUUCUUAAGGACUUUCAUGUGAAAUAUUAUAGGGAAUCUAUUCGCUUAAUUUUUCAUUUUAUCUUAACUUAGCAUGAGCAUAUACAUUGAGUUAACUGAAAAUGAGAGACGGGCUACACAUUUUCGGUAUGCUGGAAACCAACUAGCCUUCCUAUUGUGAGGCUGAUACAGUAGAGAUUUUACCAUGAUUUUUCUUUCUGGUUACGUUGUCCAUGAUAAUAAUCAUAUUAGUAACUUAACUGAUGAAAAAUAAAAAAAAUCUACAGUUUGGCAUUAAAAUUAGCAAAUCUCAUUAUUUUUCUGGAUGACUGAUAGUAUGAUGUUGAAUUUUUAAAAAUAAUUCACUUCCUGUUACAUUAUGAUAAUUAUUUAUCUAACUUGAAGUUGUUUCGCGUAUUUUCGUGUUUUGAUUAUGUGUGUUUCUGUAAGCACCUUUCUAUCGCAAAUCCUUUAAAUUAUAAUAGUUAUUGUGUCCAAAAUUUAUCUUACUAAAUUCACUUAGGUUGCCUUGAAAAUAUUGAUUGUUAUACACCGUACUUUGAGAGAAGCUGAUCCUACAUUUAGAGGAGAGCUCAUCAACUACACCAGCAACAGAGGUCAUUUGCUGAAUUUAUCUCAUUUCAAGGAUGAUUCAAGCCCCAAUGGUAAAUAUUAUUCUCGUUCCUUGAAAAACGUUAAAAAAAGGAAAAAAUAAUAUAUAAAUACUCCAUGUUAUUUUCUUCGUAAGCAUGGGACUACUCUGCUUGGGUUCGGACAUAUGCUCUAUUCUUGGAGGAACGGCUAGAAUGUUUUCGGGUACUCAAGUACGAUGUUGAGACAGAACAGUGCGUAAGUAGCUUCAACUGCCAAUUCUUCCUCUUACGUCUCUUCCUUUAACAAAGUGGUGUGGAAUUAUCUACUCUAGUGUUGCCGUACGGAUAUAUACUUUCACUUUUGAGGUCUUGCUUUCAGCAGAGGAUGAAGGAACUUGGAACUGUUGACUUGCUGGAGCAUUUACCCGCCUUUCAGCAGCUUCUUUUUCGCCUUCUUGGUUGCCAGGUUGAAGAACGUUUUGUGAUUAAACCCCUUGAUUUCGGUUCUAAAAAAAUCAGACAAUCUAUCCCCGUAAACAAUUUGAUUUAACUCCUUGUUUCCAGUUUUAACGCGAUCAUAUUUUCUAGAUUAAGAAUGCGCUUUCCUUAAACUUCACUAUCCAAAUCACUUAAAGAAGAUCGGAUUUUCUACAAAUUACUUCUUUUUUUCAUCUUCUCAGUUUCUUGCGCCUUUCAUUUCACAAUAAUUUGGGUGUGCAGUAAUAUUAUCUAAUUUUUAAUUCCACAGCCGGAGGGGGCAGCUAUGUCCAACGAUAUGAUCCAAUACGCUCUUUCCUUUGUGAGCCGAAGCUUUAACCGUAACCCUGGUGACAUGUAUUUCUUUCCAUGCGCUCUUAUGCUUCACCCUUUACAGGUUGCCAGUGAAAGUAUAAGGAUCUAUACUGCUAUUGACAGUGGAAUUCUCAACUUGGUCAACAAGGUAGCUAUAGUUUAUCAUCAUAUCAUCCCUUUAAAUGUUAUAUUUUCGAUGGAUUUAUGGUGACAGGGUUCCCCCUCAGUUCUUUGAUAUGCAGCGACAUGAUGCUGUUAGAGCAAUCGAAAUUUAUCGGAAGUCAGGCCAGCAGGUAAAUUUUUUGGUUUAAUUAUGCGAUAUCAUAAAAAAUAUUUAUUUAUCAAUAAAAAUAUCUCUUUAUUAGAAAAAUUUCCCCUUUUAUAGAGUUCUUAGCGAUUCAUCAUUAACUGCAGGCUGAGAGACUGUCUGAGUUCUAUGAAAUGUGCAAGGGGCUCAAUCUAUGGAAAUCAGAGAAAUUUAUAAGGAUUAAACAGGUCAUUUUAUUUUUUUAUUAAAUUUAUAGAUCGUCAAGAAUUUAUCCCUCUUUUUUUCUAUUUAUGGUAAUCUACUUACACGUCUAUCUGUCUUUAGCCCCCUCAAUCAUUUGCCGCGGCAAUGGAGGAAUAUGUCAAAGAAGCGCCAAGAGCAUUGCCCUUUCCUCGGAGUGAGGUAUCUGUCAAGCUCCUGAUUAUAAUGCCCAAAAAGAAUAAUAAAUAAAUUCAAUUAUCCAGAAAGGAUGAACAAACCCUUAUACAGAGUCUCUAAAAUGUUCUGAAGGAGAUAUUGUCGGAAAAUUACAGGUAAUUCAUUAUUUUUGGGUAAUUAAUGCUAUUAAUUAUGAAAAAAAAAUUCCCAACUUUCCUCCGGCCAGGUGGAUGGUGAGCCAAGAAAGCCCACCAGAGCGCUUCUGAAGGUUGAAGAUGAUCACAGAAGGCUCGAGCUUGCCUCAGUACCUUCUGAACCAUAUCGAAGAGCUCCAGAUGAGGCUCCUGGAGAUCCUCCAGUCACAGAUCUUCUGGUACGCUCUUCAUCUGGUAGAUGCUCCCUCUCUCUCUCUCUCUCUCUCUCUCUCUCUCUCUAUGCUCAUGAAAUCUUUCCCAUGCUCCCUCAUUUCAGGGAUUAGAUGAUAUCAGCUGCUGGAAUGCAGCCAAGCUCGAUGAAAAAAAUUCAUCUGCUCUUGAUAUCCUGACGGAUGGUAAGUAUCAUUUUUUUUUCAGAAUAAUCCACCAUAAAAAAAUAAUUUAAUGAAACCUUGCACUUAUAUAGACCACCUCACUCCACAUAUAAAUAUAUAAAUAUAUUUAUAUAUAAUAAUUUAGAGUUAUAAAUCCACAUUGGAAUCCAGAGAAUCCAUCAAGCAGCGGCACAAGUACUCUCGAACUGGACAAGGAGGAUCCGGUGUGGGAGCUGACCCUGGUUUCCAUGCAUGGGCCCACCGGAAGUCUUGCAGUGGAAAGUAGACUGGUAAUUAUUUCUACAUCCCAUUAUCUGAAUAUUAUAAUUUCUGAUUUUCCAUUGGCUGAUGUUCUUCUUGGUCACAGGGUGGGGGGCUGGAUGAGCUGACAUUGAACAGCCUCUAUGAUGAUGCCACAGCAAGGAAAGUGAGCCCAAUUGAGAGCUCAUUCCCCAGGGGGAUGGCAGCAGCCGAUGGCCAGACGGCGGCAGCGGCAGCAGCUACAGGGGUUGACUGCGCUAACAACCCAUUUGGGAAUCCGUAUGGAUCCAUGGACCUGCCUCCUUGCCAACCUCCGAGCCCUUAUGCUAGGUACUUGUAG